AUGGACAAAGAUUGCGACAUGGUAUAUAAGAACAUCUCUGACAUAUAUAAAUCGGGGGAGUUUAAGACAUACGACAACUUUGUUUCAUUAGCUGCAAAAUGUGUAUGGCAGAUAAGAGAUAAAGAUAGAAGAGGUAAGGUAUGGAAUGAACAGAUAAAACCAACUGCUUCAGAUUUAAAGAAAACCAUUGACGCCUUGGUUGUUUUAGCAGGUAAGGUUUCAGAAUAUAACGCAAAAAUGAACCCGCAAUGUUCUAAAUGUAAGGCAGCAAUAAGGAAAUAUAACUAUUCAGUAAAAGAGAUAGAAAGAAUGCGAAACGACUAUGCAGACUUAAAGAAAGAAGCAGAGAAGCCGGUAGAAGAUAAAAUGAACAUGUUAGAAUUUCUGAACAAAAACUAUCCAACUGCUGACGAUUUCCUUCUAUCUGAUGUCAAGAAGAAGUAUAAAGAAACUUUCGGUAUCGUUAAAACAUUCGAUGUACUAAAAGAAGAAAUAGAAGCUACAAAACUGUUUAGAAUCUCACGAAUUCAUAACGUUUACCAUGUAAAACGGUUAUAA
Messenger RNA from Trichomonas vaginalis G3, 558 nucleotides. Its product is annotated as organellar and viral DNA polymerase type B. The record is from RefSeq and is a predicted model, not a curated record. The coding region runs from base 1 to 558 and encodes 185 amino acids. The transcript has a single exon. Lineage: Eukaryota; Parabasalia; Trichomonadida; Trichomonadidae.